Hevea brasiliensis (rubber tree) is the source of this 763-nucleotide messenger RNA. Its product is annotated as ubiquitin-40S ribosomal protein S27a. Bases 111 to 581 code for a protein of 156 amino acids. The transcript has a single exon. NCBI's taxonomy places the organism in Eukaryota, Viridiplantae, Streptophyta, Magnoliopsida, Malpighiales, Euphorbiaceae. The record is from RefSeq and is a predicted model, not a curated record. Gene Ontology annotation, cellular component: ribosome; cytoplasm; nucleus. Gene Ontology annotation, biological process: modification-dependent protein catabolic process; translation; protein ubiquitination. Gene Ontology annotation, molecular function: protein tag activity; ubiquitin protein ligase binding; structural constituent of ribosome.
AAACCCUAAAUUCCCAACCCUUCCCUUACUAGUUGCCACUCACGCUUCAACCAUUCAACCCUAAGCCGAAAACCCUCUUCUCGCCUUGCUCUCUGCAUCGGCCAUCAAAGAUGCAGAUCUUCGUCAAAACCCUAACGGGCAAGACCAUAACUCUCGAGGUAGAGUCCUCGGACACUAUCGACAAUGUGAAGGCCAAGAUCCAAGACAAGGAGGGCAUCCCACCGGACCAGCAGCGCCUCAUCUUCGCCGGAAAGCAACUGGAAGACGGAAGGACCCUUGCCGACUACAAUAUUCAGAAGGAGUCGACUCUCCACCUAGUGUUGCGUUUGAGGGGUGGAGCCAAGAAGAGGAAGAAGAAGACCUAUACCAAACCCAAGAAGAUCAAGCACAAGAAGAAGAAGGUCAAGCUCGCCAUCCUUCAGUUCUACAAGGUUGAUGAUAGCGGCAAAGUGCAGAGGCUGAGGAAGGAGUGUCCUAACGCUGAGUGUGGGGCUGGUACUUUUAUGGCCAAUCAUUUUGAUAGGCACUACUGUGGUAAGUGUGGUCUCACCUACGUUUACCAGAAGGCAGGCGGUGACUGACCUUAAGAUUCGUCCUGAGUAGCAGAGCAAAAUUUUCGUUUCAAGUGUUGAAUAUUAUCUUCUUUGGACCUGUUUGUUGAACUUACUUUUAUGGCUGUUAUUUUUUAUUAUAUAUUUGGCUACUCUGGAUGAUAAAUUUUGCAGUUUAAUGGUCAAUUUCUACAUUAAUGUUGCUUGCUUGA